GACGUCCUCCGGUGCAGAUCGGUGCUGCUGCUAUUUGCUUUUGCCGUAGUCGGAUGCCCGGCAAAUAUUCGGUCUGUCGUCGGAUUAUUGAACAAAUGAGCAUAUGUGCGCUCUGUUUAAGUGACGACUGAGUGGAAACGAUUUGGCGGCAGUCAAUUCAUUGCAUUUUCACGCAUCGACGUGGAGCGACGCGACUGUGAGUUUGAACGUUGUAAUAGCUUACGAAUAAGGAAAGCAGCGAUGUCAAUGUGACGCGUGUGCUUAUUGUGUUUUAUUUUUUGUUACAUCUUUGAAUGUGGUUGGUGAUUAAGUGGCUUCAGGCGAAUCUGUUUUAAGUGUUUUCCAGCCUAUCGCAAUUGCUUUAAUCCCUCGAAUAGUGUGUAAUGAGUGUUCUUUGAUAUUCGCGAAAUUUAAAAUGGCAAUGAUAAAGUCGAUGCAUUGAUAAAACCUAAGGGAUGCGUGAGUUUUCAUGUGAACUACAUAUGCCCAUAUACGAGUAUUUGCCCACACUGACGUAUACUCAAUAAAAAAUAAAACUUACGCGCUCAUUUGCUUGUAAUAAACCGUCAACGGGUCAGCAUAUAAAGUUCGGAAGUGUGACAAACCAAUUAGAGUUUCACUUUGUGUUGCGUGUUAAUUAUAUCUAAAAGAUACUUGGCGGACGUUAAGCAACAGCGACGUUGUCGAGGGCGCUGACGCUGAUGCUAACAACAACAGCAAUGCUGAUAGUGAUGGAAUGCGCGCACAGUAGCUAAUGGAUACUUUUAAAUUAUAAAAAAAAUAACAACAACUAGUAAUUGGCUACGAGCGAGUAUACUAACAUACGGAUAUGGAUAAAAUCGUAUAUUACUUAUGUGCGUGGCUAUUUUUCGAAUCAAUUCAUCUCUAAUGACUUGCUGAAGAGCUGAACAUAGAAUGGUUAAAUUCAAUGCGGAAACUGUUAAAAUGGAAAAUGGCACUAAUGCUGGUAUGAUCGGUGACGGCGGUAAAAUGACCAAUGUUCUCAACACACCGACCCCAUCACCCUCGCGCACACCAAACCAGGUGCGACUGAGGUCGGUGAUGGACGAAGAGGAUGGAGCUACAGCUGAAAACACACAUUUGGACGAUUUGUACACACGAUAUCGCCAACGAUUGCGCAAGUCCCUCUUCAGAUCUGGCCUGUUGAUAUCGCUGAUGGCAUGUGUGGUCUCUAUAUUUAUUGGUGUCAUUUACGAGCAAGGUUUGCUUCAGACGUGUCUCCUGGCGCUGGCUGCCAUAAUAUCUGCGGGCAUAUUGACGGCGCUGCAAUUCCCGGCGGUGCUUAGUUCGCCCGUAGCCGCAUUAGCGUUUGCUAUUGUAACCACUUUCUCGCUGGGAACGAUAGCAGCAAUUACGGGUGAAAAAUUGGCGCCAUUACCAUUAUUUGCCGUUUUCCUAGGUAUACACACAAUGUUGCCGAUAUCCUGGCCAGUAUCUGUGGUAUUGGCAUUCUUCAUGACGGCUGUUCACAUUAUCUAUCGCAUUACAACCAGCGAGGACUAUACGCCUAGCCUACCAUUGCUCUUUGGCGAAAUUAUCAUGUUGGCCACGGCAUCCGUUUCCGGCCUUUACUAUCGCAUUAUGUCAGAUGCGGCACACAACCGGACUGUUGACGGUACACGAACAGGAAUUGAACAGCGCGUCAAACUCGAAUGCGAGCGGGAGCAACAAGAGCAGCUGCUGUUAAGCGUUAUACCCGCCUACAUUGCAGCAGAGGUGAAACGUAGUAUUAUGCUCAAGAUGGCUGAUGCCUGUCAACGCGCUGGAGGCCAGACCACUACAUCAGCCACACGCUUUCACGAGCUGCACGUCCAGCGCCACAACAAUGUGUCAAUUUUGUAUGCGGAUAUUGUAAAUUUCACUCCAUUAUCAGAGCAACUUUCUGCCAGUGAUCUAGUAAAGACACUGAAUGAUCUUUUCGGGCGCUUCGACCAAAUCGCAGGGGAAAACCAAUGCUUGCGUAUUAAAAUUCUCGGUGACUGCUACUACUGCGUGUCCGGACUGCCCAUAUCACGGCCGCAACACGCUGCAAAUUGUGUAAACAUGGGUCUACAGAUGAUCGAUGCCAUAAGACAUGUGCGCGAGGCAACCGGAAUUAAUGUCGACAUGCGUAUAGGUAUUCACACUGGUAAUGUUCUUUGUGGUGUCCUUGGUUUACGGAAGUGGCAAUUUGACGUUUGGAGCGAUGAUGUUACGUUGGCGAACCACAUGGAAAGUGGCGGUGUAGCGGGGCGAGUUCACAUCACUAAACAGACUUUACAGUUCCUUGGAGACAAAUUCGAAGUAGAAGAGGGAAAUGGCGCCAGUCGAGACAGUUACUUGGCAGAUCAUAAAAUCGAAACAUAUCUAAUUGUGCCCCAAAAGAAAACUACUUAUCCACAUGGAGUUCCACAAGUGAUCGAGAUCACUUCUUCUGCAGAAGCGCAGCCUAACGAUUGCGAUGUCACAGAACGACUUUUACCCAACCCCACCCCUACAAGCAUCUCUAACGUAAAUUUAGCAUUGGCUAGUGGGCAGAAGUCACCAAAUCAAGAAGAUGCACUUUCUACUGGAGCUAUUAGCGGCAUUAGUUGUGGGGUUUUGCCACUUGAACGUGGAAAACUGUCCCCAUCAUCCACUAACAGCCAAGACCCAAUGAUAACCACAUCUAUGUCUAUUAAAGAACUGUCGGAAGACGAUGAAGACGAUACGGUAGAGCAAUCAUCCAAUCCACUAGGGCGGAAAAAGCACCGUGGCAGUGCCGAUUCGAACACGGCCUUGGAAGAAACGCAAACUACAGGCGCUAAAUCAUCGUUGUCAUUGCCAAAUGCAUAUUUAAUGAGUGGGAAUCCAUGCAAUGGUGGUACGACAGAACCAGGUUGCAAUGCCAAUCACGUCGCUUUAACUAAUUCAACGGCUACAACAGCGGCUACGAGCAACAAUUUGGUAGUCGCUGAGGGACCAGAAAAGAUACGACGCAAACUCUCGGUGCAAGGUCUUAUCUCUUUCGCGGACAGAAGGCGUUCCUCGGGCGCCUUUUCAGAGAGUCGGAAACUGUCCAUCCACAGCGGUGAGAGUUUCCGCAGCCACGUUGGACAUGUUACGCGCAAUCGUCCAUCCUCCAAAAUGACCAAGUACGUGGAAUGCUGGGGUGCGGACAAACCUUUUGCUAACAUCGCGGAAUCGAAACUAGUCAAAAAUAUAGGACUAGCGAGCAUUGCCAUGAUUGAAUCCAAUCUAUUGCCACCGGAGCGCAAAUGUUUCAAUUUCAAUUUCUUCGGACCUCCUACGGAGCUGAAGCCGUUUACUAUGUGGUACCGCAACACCCCGCGCGAGGCAAUGUACCGCGCCCAACCAGAUACGCAUUUCCGCUUUGAUUUGAUUUGCGCGUUCGUGCUUUUCCUCUCAAUUGCCCUCAUUCAACUGAUAGUUAUUGAAAAAAAUAUUGCAUUGAUAGGCUCACUAGCUGCCAGUUUCAUUUCGCUCGCCCUGUUUCUGUACCUUAGCAACAUGCAGGUACCUGAAAUUAAUGCGUCAACGACAGACCGCAACGGCCCCGGUCAAGUGGUGGCCAGUAGUCGAUAUCUUAGACUUGCGAUAUUCAUCAUAGUGAAUAUACUAAUAUCGGCGUGUGCGAUAUUCAGUGUGAUAAACUUCGUCACCAAUGUCAAUAUUGAACCGAUGAAGUUAGAAAGUAAUCUAUCCGACUCAUCAUCAUCAUCAAUAUCGAAUGGCACAUAUUCAGCAGAUGUCAUUUACACGAAUCUGCAGAUUCCUUUAUAUAACUCAAAUCAGAUAGAGAAUGCGCCGAUUUAUAUGUUUUGCUGCGCCAUUAGCUUGGCAGCAGUUUCUGCAUUUCUGCGCUCCGGCUUCAUUCUUAAACUGGUUACCAUGGUUGUGGCCCUCAUCUGUCAAAUUGUCAUGCUGAGUUUUAGUGACCUCUACAUAGUAUUUAAUCUGCGCCAAAUUAAUGCCUUGCCAAUAGAACUGAAGGGAUUCCUUUUAUUGCUUCUGGUGAUUGCGGUGCUGCACACACUGGACCGUCAGGGCGAAUAUGUGGCGCGCACAGACUUUUUGUGGAAGGCGAAAUUGAAAGUGGAACAGGAAGAAGUGGAAACAAUGCGUGGCAUCAAUAAGAUUCUUCUAGAAAAUAUUUUACCCGCUCACGUGGCCACACAUUUUCUUCACCAAGAGCGUUCGACUGAGUUGUAUCACGAGAGCUAUUCUUGCGUAGCUGUGAUGUUUGCUUCGAUACCCAAUUAUAAAGAAUUCUACGACGAAACGGAUGUCAAUAAGCAAGGUCUUGAAUGUUUACGAUUGUUAAAUGAGAUUAUUUGCGACUUUGAUAAGUUGCUUUUGAAGCCAAAAUUUAGUGGCAUCGAAAAAAUCAAAACUAUUGCUAGCACCUACAUGUGCGCGUCUGGUCUACGACCAGGCAAAGAAGAUGGCGCUAUGCUGAUGCGUAAUUUUGCGGAUGAGAAGCGUACUGAAGAGCACAAUGUGACCAUACUAGUAGAGUUUGCCAUCGCUCUGAUGUCAAUACUGGAUUCAAUUAAUCGUGAAUCGUUUCAACGGUUCCGGUUACGUAUUGGACUCAACCAUGGGCCGGUGAUUGCAGGUGUUAUUGGAGCACAAAAGCCUCAGUACGACAUCUGGAGCAAUACAGUUAAUGUUGCGUCACGUAUGGACUCAUGCGGGGCAAUGGGGAGGCUGCAGACGACAGAAAAUACAGCAAAAAUACUGAUGUCCGCCGGCUACGAAUGCGAGUGCCGCGGUCUAACUUAUGUCAAAGGAAAAGGCAAUCUAGUCACCUAUUUUGUAAAGACACAAUUCGAUGGAAAACUGUAAAAUAUCGAGAAUAUGCCCAGGUUGCGGAUAUUAACCAAUAAGAAAAAUGCAGCGAAACAAUAAGAGAUCCUUAUAG
Messenger RNA from Anastrepha ludens (Mexican fruit fly), 4924 nucleotides. It is a transcript of the gene Adcy2, whose product is annotated as adenylate cyclase type 2. Bases 916 to 4848 code for a protein of 1310 amino acids. Gene Ontology annotation, molecular function: adenylate cyclase activity. The record is from RefSeq and is a predicted model, not a curated record. Gene Ontology annotation, biological process: intracellular signal transduction; adenylate cyclase-activating G protein-coupled receptor signaling pathway; adenylate cyclase-inhibiting G protein-coupled receptor signaling pathway. Gene Ontology annotation, cellular component: plasma membrane. Lineage: Eukaryota; Metazoa; Arthropoda; Insecta; Diptera; Tephritidae. The transcript is spliced from 22 exons.